Messenger RNA from Geodia barretti, 615 nucleotides. Lineage: Eukaryota; Metazoa; Porifera; Demospongiae; Tetractinellida; Geodiidae. The record is from the annotation of a GenBank genome assembly.
AUGAUCUACGAAGUCAGGACCUAUACCCUGGAACCCGGAACAGUUCCCCAGUUUGAAGAGAGUUUUGCCGAGGCAUUGCCACACCGUGAAAAGUAUUCACCCCUGGCUGCUUUCUGGCACUCCGACAUCGGUGUCCUCAAUCAGGUAGUCCACGUUUGGGGAUAUGAGGACCUGCUGGAAAGGGGAAAAAUUCGGGCAGAGGCCACCAAAGACCCCAACUGGCCACCCCGGGAUACCAGCAUGAUAAUGAAUAUGGAGUCUGAAAUCUGGAAUCCAGCGCCCUUCAUGCGACCUUUGGGCGGCGGUCAGGAACUGGGCGAUGUCUACGAGAUGCGGAUUUACACCUACAAGCCCGGCUCUAUCCCCGAACUUCUGAGUAGGUGGGAAAAGGCUCUCCCGUGGCGCGAACAGUUCUCGCCCUGCGUCGCGGCCAUGCAUACUGAACUGGGCGCGUUAAACCGCUGGAUGCACAUCUGGCCUUACAAGGACUUGAACCACCGGAACGAGAUCCGCAAGGCCUCCAGCGGGACUCCCAAUUGGCCCUCGGGAGCCCCGGGCCGAAUCCGGCAGGAAAACAAGAUACUAAUCCCCGCUUCCUUCUCUCCCAUGCGCUAA